Arabidopsis thaliana (thale cress) is the source of this 728-nucleotide messenger RNA. RefSeq names its product MADS-box family protein. Bases 33 to 554 code for a protein of 173 amino acids. NCBI's taxonomy places the organism in Eukaryota, Viridiplantae, Streptophyta, Magnoliopsida, Brassicales, Brassicaceae. The record is from RefSeq and is marked reviewed. The transcript has a single exon.
AGUGUGAAAUCAAAAUUCGAAACGGUACAACAAUGGGAGAUUCUAAGAGGCAAAAGACGGAGACGGAGACGAAGAUGGAGAUGGAGAAGGUAGAGAAGAAGGAAGCAUCAGGAUCUGUUAAUUUCGCAGAACUACGCGACGAUCUCUUCCGCGAAGCAGCGAAACUUGUCUCCGAAGAUCCCUCCACCAAAAUCGCCAUCUUCGUUACUCCUCCUCCUUCUUCCUCCGAAUCGGACGUCUCUAUGUUCUCCUUCGGCUUUCCCUCUGUCAAUGGCGUUGUUAACACUUUCCUCGAGAAUAAUCCAGCACCAGUGGAUGAUGCGGAGGAGGAAGAUGAAGACGAGGAGGAUGCGGAGGUUGAGCACCCAAGGUUUUGGUGGGAAGAUACUAAGCAAUUCGAAUCGAUGAAUCCAGAGCAAUUGAACGCUGCGUGUCAGAGGAUGCUGAGGCUGAAGGAACGUUUGAAUCUCGAACUUGACGCUAUGCUGAAAGCUGAAGCUUCUGGAAAUCAAAAGGAUCCUCACAACGACAAAGCUGCUGACCCCAAAACCUAAAGGCGCUCUCAUGCAUUUUCAUGUUCUAUCUUUUAGUUUAAUCGUUUUGAUUUCUAUUUCUAUGAUAUUGCCCCAGAUGUCCCAGGAUUGGUUGAUUUGAUCGUCUUAUGGAUUAUCUCUGUUGGUUGCCAAACUAUUAUUCUAUUCUUAACAUCAAUAAAUCUUAUGACUUCC